AUGGGUGGUGGUGGUGCUAGAGAUACAUUGAGCGAUUCUGAUUCUGUUUCUGAGUUUGAUUUUGAUUCAGAAUGGGCAAGCCUUCCUCUAUGUUUUUUUGUCCUUGAUAAGUUGUUGGAACCCAUUGAUCAUGCUCGAUUUGCUGCCGUCUGCAAAGAACGGUUCGUCUUGCAAAAGUCUAAAAUCGUUCGAUGA
Messenger RNA from Prunus armeniaca (apricot), 195 nucleotides. The record is from the annotation of a GenBank genome assembly. Lineage: Eukaryota; Viridiplantae; Streptophyta; Magnoliopsida; Rosales; Rosaceae.